Messenger RNA from Capsella rubella, 847 nucleotides. Its product is annotated as transmembrane protein 136. The record is from RefSeq and is a predicted model, not a curated record. NCBI's taxonomy places the organism in Eukaryota, Viridiplantae, Streptophyta, Magnoliopsida, Brassicales, Brassicaceae. Bases 136 to 831 code for a protein of 231 amino acids. Gene Ontology annotation, cellular component: membrane. The transcript is spliced from 6 exons.
AGAAGAGGUACGAAGGGACGCACAAGGAAGACAAAGUCUCGCCAUUCCCGCGUGCUCUUGAUAGUUGCAUACACACUAUAGGACUAGGUCUUCUUGAAUUGUGGAAAAAAAAUCAAGAAGAGAUCAAGAAAUCAUAUGGAGGAAGAACAAGUAAGAGCUAGUAAGAUAAUAGUGUUUGGAGUAAUCUCAUGGAGUGUUGCCUUUGUUCUUACUCGGAGAAUCUUCUCAAAAUACUCGUUCAGCUUCAGCAACCGUCUUCUCUCCACGGCUCACGCCACGAUCGCUGUUACUUUAGCUACUCUCUCUGUUCAAGAUUUGUCUUGCCCUGUUUGUCCCCGUGCUUCUAAGCCAUCUCGCAAACAGAUGGACGUGAUGGCGUUUUCGCUGUCCUACAUGAUCUACGACCUAAUAUGUUGUCAGUUCGAUCAAGUGUUUAGUAUUGAUAACGCGGUUCAUCAUUUUGUUAGCAUUCUUGGUUUUAUAGCUGGACUUGCCUACCAAAAGUCUGGAUCUGAGAUCGUGGCUACACUUUGGGUAGCAGAGAUAUCGAGUCCUUUUUUUCAUCUUAGGGAGAUUCUCAAAGAGAUUGGAUACAGAGACACUAGCCUUAAUCUAGCUGCUGAUGUAUGUUUUGCCACUAUAUUCACAUUGGCGAGAAUAGUGUGUGGACCAUUUCUCGUUUACGUCAGUCUCUCAGCUGACAAUCCCAUCUUCAUCAAGGCAAUGGGAUCAGGAUUACAACUCGUGAGCAUAUUUUGGUUCUAUAAAAUCUUCGGGAUGAUGAGAUAUAAACUUUUUAAGAAGCCAAAGUUAAACAAAAAGUCUAUUUAGUUAGAGAUUUAUAAAA